ACCUGGCGUCUGACGUCAUUUUGGGCGCCAAAUUUGAAUAUAUAAAGCCUCCAGUCCUUCCAGGCUGUGCUGUUGCAGCCUUGGGUUGGUUUCUGAGGCAGACUACUUUAGUCACCAGCUUUCCUGUGUCUGAUAAUGUCCUCUGCCGGUGAUGGGGAUCGGACUGGGCGCAAGACGUCAUCCAAGCGCAAGCAUUUGGCGUGUAGGGAUUGUGACACCCCUCUAGCGGACUCCUAUGAAUUUAAUAGGUGUCCCUCUUGCCGUCCUCCUCCUCUGCCUCCUGAUACGGAGCCUACCAUACGGGACGUAGUAGUCUGGGUAAAGGACUUUGUGGAGUCCUCAAUGAACACCCUAAGGGAUUCCGUGUCAUCCAGAAGACCCAGUGUCCGAUCUCCUCUGAGACCCACUCCUAUGCAGGAGGAAGCCUACCAUACCGUGGACGAAGUCCAUUCCUCUGAGUCUAGCGGGGAGGAAGAAGAGGCUGGAAGAGCUCCUGCGACUGUCAAGGCCUACGCCAGGGUAAAGCGCAUUUUUCUUCUAUGGUGUGCAUCUCAUCAAGUACCAUCUCAGGAUCCUCCAGUAUCAGCUAUUCUUCAGUUCAUGCAGGAUGGACUAGAUAAGGGCCUCAGCCCUUCUACACUCAAGGUACAGAUCUCUGCUCUGUCAGCCGCCUUUGGCAGAUCUUUACAUCAAGACCCUCUGAUUAAGAGGUUCCUUAAAGGAGCCGUACGUCUUAAGCCUAGCAUUUCAAGACCUAUACCGCAGUGGGAUCUCUCAGUGGUGCUUAAAGGGUUGAGUGGUCCUCCCUUUGAACCCUUGGAAGAAGUGGACUUUAAGUUUUUAUCCUGGAAGGUAACCUUUUUGUUGGCCGUAACUUCGGCCAAACGCAUUUCAGAGCUUCAGGCUUUUUCGGCAUAUGAGCCAUACACUUUAUUUUUACCGGACAGAGUCCUUUUACGUUUUUUACCCACCUUUUUGCCUAAGGUGCCCUCUGUGCACAACAUUAAUCAAGUUGUGUCUUUGCCUGUGUUAUGUUCCUCUUCUUCCUCUGCAGAAGAAACUUCCCUCCAUACUCUGGAUGUGGCCAGAUGUUUGAGAAUCUACAUUGAGAGAUCCCGGGAGUUCAGAAGGUCAGAGAAUCUUCUUAUCCUGUUCUUUGGCAGGAAUAAAGGGAAGAAGGCCUCUAAGCCUACUCUAAGUAGAUGGAUCAGAGAGGCCAUCAGAGAAUCUUUCGCUUCCCAGAAUAGACCUCCUCCUGCCUUUGUCACUGCUCACUCCACCCGAGCAGUCUCUACUAGUUGGGCCGAAAGGUCUCUUAUUCCUCUGGAACAGAUCUGUUCCGCGGCCUCCUGGAGCUCACAUUCUACCUUUGUGAGCCAUUAUAGACUCAACCUCAGGGGAUCAGAAGACACUGCCUUUGGGCGGUCUGUUUUGAAUUCCAUUCAGCAUUGA
Molecule: messenger RNA, 1452 nt
Organism: Bufo gargarizans (Asiatic toad)
Lineage: Eukaryota; Metazoa; Chordata; Amphibia; Anura; Bufonidae
Exons: 3
Coding region: 136-1452 (438 amino acids)
Biological process (GO): DNA integration; DNA recombination
Molecular function (GO): DNA binding
Source: RefSeq, a predicted model, not a curated record